This is a messenger RNA of Callorhinchus milii (elephant shark), 4491 nucleotides long. Its product is annotated as segment polarity protein dishevelled homolog DVL-3. NCBI's taxonomy places the organism in Eukaryota, Metazoa, Chordata, Chondrichthyes, Chimaeriformes, Callorhinchidae. Gene Ontology annotation, molecular function: frizzled binding. Bases 59 to 2098 code for a protein of 679 amino acids. The record is from RefSeq and is a predicted model, not a curated record. Gene Ontology annotation, biological process: intracellular signal transduction; canonical Wnt signaling pathway. The transcript is spliced from 14 exons. Gene Ontology annotation, cellular component: cytosol.
UGUGCGGACGCCUCUGGCCUCCAUUCCAUAUAGAAUGUUGGAUUAGUAAUUUUGUGACAUGAAAUGGAUCUCACACCUCCUGUUAUUCUCUCCCAGGGUUGUGAAAGAGGAGAUUUCCGAUGACAAUGCCACACUUCCUUGCUUCAAUGGCAGAGUCGUCUCUUGGCUGGUUUCAGCAGAGGGUUCACACUCCGACACUGGCUCCACCUGCGCAGACAGUCAGUCUGACCUCCCGCCCCCCAUUGAACGAACGGGUGGAAUUGGGGAUUCCCGACCCCCAUCCUUUCACGCUAACGUGGCGGGCAGUCAGGACAACCUGGACAAUGAGACGGAGACCGAGUCCGUCGUGUCAUCGAGAAGGGAACGGCCCCGGCGGAAAGAGGUGCACGAACACGUGCCCAGGGUGAAUGGCCACACCAAGAUGGAGAGGAGACACGAGGUGGGCGGCUACGACAGCUCGUCCACACUGAUGAGCAGCGAACUGGAGUCUACCAGCUUCUUCGACUCCGAUGAAGAUGAUUCGACCAGCAGGUUCAGCAGCUCCACGGAGCAGAGCAGCUCCUCCAAGCUCAUGCGACGACACAAACGGCGGAGGCGGAAACCGAGGAUCCCGCGCAUCGAGCGGUCUUCGUCUUUCAGCAGCAUCACCGACUCCACCAUGUCUCUCAACAUCAUCACCGUCACUCUCAACAUGGAAAAAUACAACUUCCUGGGGAUCAGCAUCGUGGGGCAGAGCAACGAGCGCGGAGACGGCGGCAUCUACAUCGGCUCCAUCAUGAAGGGGGGGGCCGUGGCCGCCGACGGCAGGAUCGAGCCGGGAGACAUGCUGCUGCAGGUCAACGAUAUAAACUUUGAGAAUAUGAGCAAUGAUGAUGCUGUGCGAGUGCUGAGAGAGAUUGUCCACAAACCAGGCCCCAUCACGCUGACAGUCGCCAAAUGCUGGGACCCCACUCCACGCACCUGCUUCACCCUCCCCCGGAGUGAGCCCAUACGUCCAAUCGACCCAGCAGCCUGGGUAUCCCACACAGCGGCCAUGACUGGAGCCUAUCAGCCAUACGGUUUGAGUCCCUCCAUGAGCACCAUCACCUCCACCAGCUCCUCCAUCACCAGCUCCAUCCCAGAAACCGAACGGUUCGACGAUUUUCACCUGUCCAUCCACAGCGAGAUGGCCACCAUCGUCAGGGCGAUGAUGUCUCCCGAGUCCGGCCUAGAGGUGCGGGACAGGAUGUGGCUGAAAAUCACCAUUCCCAAUGCGUUCAUAGGCUCCGACGUUGUGGAUUGGCUCUACAACCACGUGGAGGGAUUCCCGGACCGCCGGGAAGCUCGGAAAUAUGCCAGCAACCUCCUGAAAGCCGGCUACAUCCGGCACACCGUCAACAAGAUCACCUUCUCAGAGCAGUGUUACUACAUAUUCGGGGACGUGUGCGGCAACAUGGCCAAUCUAACUCUAAACGAUCACGAUGGAUCGAGCGGGGCAUCUGACCAGGACACCCUGGCACCCCUCCCCCACCCCGGGGCAGCUCCCUGGCCAAUCGCUUUCCCCUAUCAGUACCCCCCCCAGCACCCCUAUAACCCACACCCACCCGGGUACCACGAUGUCACCGGAUACACGUAUGGAGGGGGCAGCGCCGGCAGCCAGCACAGCGAAGGGAGUAAGAGCAGCGGGUCGAACCGCAGUGGCAGUGAGCGGCGAGGAGGCGGAGGAGGAGGCGGUGGGGGGAAGGAGCGAGACCCCAAGCCGGGCGAAUGCAAGUCCGGGGGCAGCGGCAGCGAGUCUGACCACACCACACGGGGCAGCGUGCGGCGAGAGCGGGCGCCCAGCGAGCACAGUCACCACGGCAACAUGAGCGUCCGCAGUCACCACUCUCUGGCGGGCAGCGUGAGGAGCCAUCACACCCACCAGUCCUACGGUGCCCCCGGCCUGCCCCCCCUCUACACCCCGCCCGUGAUGAUGAUGCCCCCACAGUCUGCCAUGGCGCCCCCUGGUGCCCCACCUGUCCGAGACCUGGCCUCAGUCCCCCCAGAACUUACAGCCAGCAGACAGUCCUUUCGAAUGGCCAUGGGGAACCCUAGUGAGUUCUUUGUGGACGUCAUGUGACCUUCUUAAUUUUAUUCCCCCCCCCAAACAAUCCGCCUCUGCCCCCACCAUCACAACACACACACAUCCACACCCACUCCUCCUAUGUCUAUUGUACUAAUACAGAAGGAAGUAACAACUGACUUGGCACCUUGUGCGAUUAUGGAUGGACAAUAUGGAUCACCACUGAUGGAGAGUGUCAACCAGACUAUUUAUUCAGCACUAACUGUCCCGGGAGGUGGAUAUGUUCGGAUCUGUCUUGUCGUCGUUAUUCCCCCACUCCUCCCGCCGUUUAACCCCCAAUCCCCUCCUCGCCCCCCCACCCCCACCCUUCCCAUUGUAACUUUUGGGGGGUAGGGAGUUGGAGAAAAAAAAAAUUCUAUUGAGAAACACUUGGUAGAACUCGAGACUGUAAGCGAUUUGUGUCUUGUGUCUCCCCCCUCCCCCCUCCACCUCCCCACCCCCAUUGUGUGUGGGAAGGAUUUCAGGGGGAGGAUCAGGGAGAAGAGAAGGGGGAGAGGAAGAGUUGGAAGAAUUUUAGGAUUCCCCAAUCCCCGGAAAAACACUCAGACCGCCGUUCAACAAAGCCUUGAAGAAACACCGCAAGCCUUAUAUUUCAUGUAGCGAGAAACAAAGUGGGGGGGGAGGGCGGGGACACAGCACGACAUUGGAUUCACGUUGCGGAGCUACAGAAACUUGUGUGUGACACAGGCAGUGUGACAUGAUGAUCAUUUUGUCCAGUGGCUCAACAGUAAAACCACUUCAGGAAGGGGAGAGAGGGGUGGAGUAUGCCAAUGGUCAAAGCGUGAAACAGGUUCCCUUCCAGUACAUAAAGGUACAAUGUUUCUCUCUCGCUGGCGUAAGAGGACUGGACGUUGGGAGAGAUAACAUGCUUUGGUUAUGCCAACAGUCAAUGACUGACCUGGGCUUCGUUCUAGGAGACAAACUGCACUAAUCACUUACCGACCAUUUGGUCCAGAAUCAUAUUGAAUCUUAAGUCAAGAAAGAAAUAUAUCAUGUGGGAGAGAGAGAGCAACGUGAGGUUCUGAAAAUGAUCUUUUUUUUUGUAGCCGGAAGUUGCUUUUGUUGCUUUAAUAAAAUAGUCCUGGUUCAUUUCUUUGCCCAACUCACUGAUGGUUAAGCUCUGACAUUAACUGUGUGGGGAAUUGUAGGUAUUAUAUGUCUCAACCUAAGAUCUGAAAGGGAUGGUUUGACCUUGACAUUGUCACCUAUGCCAUUGACACUGAAUUUGCAACCUCCUGACCUGAUCUACUCUUCCAAUUGGGGACUAAUUUACCCCAUCUUUAAAUAUCAUUGUUCUCUUCACCCCCCAUUCUCUCCUCCUUUUCUGAAGGUUUCUGUUUUCUUCUUCUCUGGGGGGAGUCCACAAGUUCUCCGACACCUCCCGCCUGAUCAGUUUUAUAGUUAUAUUUGAUCCUUGAUGGUAACGCUCACAGCUAAAUCCAAUCCUAUCCUCAUUCAUCUCCUUCCCCUGUCCCCUUCCAGUUUAAUCUUGUAUUGAGCUAUGUGGAUAGAGUAAAAUGGUGGGAUUAAACAAAAGCUUGUUCUGGGAGCCAUUGGAGACUUGAAGGAUGAAUGGGCCCUUUUCUUAUGCUGCUAUAAUCUGACUCCCUCCUCUGUACCUCAUGCCCACACACAUACACAAUGAGUGAGAGUGGAAGGGAAUAUCUAGUUAGUGAUCAGCAGUGAGAAUCCUGAUCUCUUCCCCAACUCAGGUGCUAAGGUUAAUGCCUACCCUGACUGAGAUCAGUAACAACUGUCAGGCCUGAUUACUUCUAGACUUGGCAUAACCCACAAGCCCACUGGCUAAAGGCUCGAAAAAUAGCCAUUUGUUUUGUUACAUCUUUGUGUCGAGUGCUCAAGUGGCACAAAACCAACCCACGUUGUUCAACCUCAAGCCUUGAGAGCUUCAGCAAACUCCAACUCAAGGUCGUUCUUACUCCCUGUUGUUGGGUUGGGAACUUUGUGCCCAAGACACAAAGAUCUUGAGCCGUCCCAUUCUCUGCCAAACCACAAAACUAAUCCACAAGAUUCCCAACUCUUAUUGGAAGUGGGGGUGAAACAAGUCUGAUUUGAUUUUGUUGAAGCACCCUUACAUCCCCAUUCUUUCCCACCGACCCACUCCUUCCAGCCCACAUCCCAACCCAUCCCUCACAAUCGCCCCGGUUUCCUCCUUCGAUCAAAAGUUCUAACAGCGUACUGAAGACAAGCAUUUCACACAGCUGUUUGGUUCAGAAUGAAAUACAGUUCUCUCACACACUUCAGCUGCCUCACGUCAAACUCUUUUGCAUCAGAUGGCGUUAAAUUCUGGGGAUUUCUCCAAGCCUGUCGUGCUCUGAAUGCUUCAUUUUGUACAUAUUUAUUAAAAUCGAAGUGAUCUUAUUUAUAUUUAA